This is a messenger RNA of Hemibagrus wyckioides, 3471 nucleotides long. RefSeq names its product myosin IG (gene myo1g). Bases 39 to 3068 code for a protein of 1009 amino acids. The transcript is spliced from 22 exons. The record is from RefSeq and is a predicted model, not a curated record. Gene Ontology annotation, cellular component: cytoplasm; plasma membrane; microvillus. Lineage: Eukaryota; Metazoa; Chordata; Actinopteri; Siluriformes; Bagridae. Gene Ontology annotation, biological process: vesicle transport along actin filament; actin filament organization. Gene Ontology annotation, molecular function: ATP binding; microfilament motor activity; actin filament binding.
CCUGUCAUCAUCCACUCGUCUCUGCAUCCAUUGCCGGGAUGGCGGAGCUGGAGGGCUUCGAGUAUGGCAAGUCGGACUUUGUGCUCCUGGACGAGGUGACCAUGGAGCAGUUCCUGGAGAACCUGAAGCUCAGGUUCGAGAAAGGCCGAAUCUACACGUUUAUCGGAGAGGUGGUGGUAUCGGUGAAUCCUUACAGGCAGAUGGACAUAUACGGGGAGGAAGCCGUUGGUGCAUACAGAGGGAGAGAGCUGUACGAAAACCCGCCUCACCUCUACGCAGUGGCUGAUGCGGCCUACAAAGCCAUGAAGAGAAGAGCGAAAGACACCUGCAUCGUCAUUUCAGGUGAAAGUGGAGCGGGGAAGACAGAAGCCAGCAAAUACAUCAUGCAAUACAUCGCAGCAAUCACUAACCCCAGCCAAAGGGAAGAAGUUGAGAGUGUGAAGAACGUGCUCCUGAAAUCCAACUGUGUCUUGGAGGCAUUUGGAAAUGCCAAGACCAACCGCAACGACAACUCGAGCCGGUUUGGGAAGUACAUGGACAUUAACUUCAACUUUAAUGGAGACCCAACAGGAGGACAUAUCAACAAUUACCUGCUGGAGAAGUCAAGGGUCAUCCAACAGCAAGAGGGUGAGAGAAAUUUCCACUCAUUCUACCAGUUGUUACGUGGAGGUUCGGAUGAUCUUCUGAACUCCCUCCAUCUUAACAACGAUCCUUCAGAGUACUUGUACACCAAGCAGGGCUCCUCAGUCACUUCUUCCAGUGAUGAUCGGCGGAGUCACAGGGAGGUGAUGAGAGCGCUACAGGUGAUUGGCUUCAGUCAGGAGGAAGUCAACUCCAUCUAUAAAAUCCUGUCCACCAUCCUCCUCCUGGGGAACCUGCAGUUUGUGAGUGAUGGAGAGAGCGUGGAGUUGGUCGGAGGUGACACAGUGAAACACAUUGCUGAGCUCACAUCCUCUGAGGAAGAGAGUGUGUCUAAAACACUGUUGUAUCGUACAGUGGCUACAGGAGGCGGCGAGGUCAUCUCCAAAGGGCACAGCGAGCAGGAGGCCAGCUAUGGCCGAGACGCUUUUGCCAAGGCUUUAUAUGAGCGGUUGUUUGGUUGGAUUGUUGGUCAAAUUAACAGUGUGAUUGAGGUGAAGAACUACAACCCAGCUCUGCACGGCAAAAACACAGUGAUCGGAGUGCUGGAUAUUUAUGGCUUUGAAAUCUUUGACAAUAACAGUUUUGAGCAGUUCUGUAUUAACUACUGUAACGAGAAGCUACAGCAGCUGUUCAUUGAGCUCAUCCUAAGACAGGAACAGGAGGAGUACCACAGAGAGGGCAUCACAUGGCAACAUAUUGACUACUUCAAUAACCAGAUCAUUGUGGAUCUAGUGGAACAGCCGCACAAGGGCAUCAUUUCCAUUCUGGAUGAGGCCUGCCUCACUGUCGGAAAAGUCACAGACACAGUCUGCUUGGAGAGCAUGAACAACAAGCUUGGCCAGCACCCUCACUACACAUCCCGCAAGCUGUGUCCCACUGACAAGAGCAUGGAGUUUAAUCGUCAUUUCCGCAUCCGACACUACGCUGGUGAUGUCACAUACUCAGUGGAAGGAUUUCUGGACAAGAACAAGGAUCCACUCUUCCAGGAUUUUAAACGUUUGAUGUAUAACAGUUCAGACCCGGUGCUUAAGGACAUGUGGCCUGAUGGGAAGCUGGGCAUUACGGAGGUGACCAAGCGGCCGCUGACUGCAGCGACGCUCUUCAAGAACUCCAUAAUCGCCCUGGUUGAUAAACUCGCCUGCAAGGAGCCAUACUACGUGCGCUGCAUUAAACCCAAUGAGUUGAAGUCUCCGAUGCUGUUUGACGAGGCGCGAUGCCAGCAUCAGGUGGCCUAUCUCGGCUUGCUGGAGAAUGUUCGUGUUCGCAGAGCGGGCUUCGCAUACAGACAGCCCUACGAGCGCUUCCUUCAGAGGUAUAAAAUGACAUGUGAGUACACGUGGCCAAAUCACCUGAUGGCAAGCGACCGCGAAGCCGUGGAGGCCAUCAUCGUCCAGCACAGCUUUGAAGAAGACGUGGCGUAUGGACAUACCAAACUGUUUGUGCGGACUCCUCGCUCUCUCUUCAGUCUGGAGCAGGAGAGAGCUGCACUCAUUCCCAUCCUUGUCCUCUUCCUGCAGAAGGUGUGGCGUGGCGCCUUGGCACGGAUGCGAUGUCGGCGUAUGCGGGCGAUCUAUACCAUAAUGGGCUGCUAUAAACGCUAUAAAGUAAAGGCUCACUUCUGGGAGGUGGAGAGACGCUUUGCUAACGUGCGCAACAUGGACGACUAUGGGAAGAGCGUGGAGUGGCCGACCCCACCUGCUGCCCUGCUACAGUUCCACAAAAUCACACAACACCUACAUCGCCGAUGGAGAGCGAGACGGAUCGUAAAGAACAUCCCUCCAUCCGAUAUGGCAGAGGUGCGGGCGAAAGUGGCAGCUAUGAGCGCUCUGAGCGGAGAGAGAGUAGAUUGGGGAUACAGCCGAGCCUGGGAGAGAGACUACCUAGCCAACGCAAAAGACUCUCCAUUAACCAGCUCAAAUUUUGUCAGAAUCACCAAAGAGUUGAAGAACAAAGAUCAGUACAGCCAAGUCCUCUUUUCUAGCUUUGUCAGGAUGCUGAACUGGUUCAAUAACACAAAAGACAGAGCUCUUCUCAUCACAGACAAGCACAUCUACAGACUUGAGCCCAAGAAGCACUUCAAAGUGCAGAAACGAAUAGCAAUAGAGACUGUUACUGGUUUAAGUGUAACAAGUGGAACGGACCAGAUGGUGGCUCUACAUACUGCGUCUCAUGAUGAUGUGUUGAUACACCUGCAGAGGGGUCAGUUGACGACAAAGCAGGACCGCAUCGGGGAACUCGUUGGCACGUUGUGUGAUCAUUUCGCACGGGUGAGAAACACUCCUCUGACUGUUAAAGUGAUCUCCACUGGCAUCCAAGUGCACCUGAGCGGUAAAGCAAAGACCGUGACGGUGGAGACGAGGCCCGGACAAACCACAGUUGACUUCAAGAAAAGUCGCUCAGGAUUCACUUUAGUGCUUCCUCCUUAGUGAAAUGGUGUCUGAUUAGCCAGAAUGACUCAAAAUCAGGGAUAUCAUUGCAACAUCAGGGAUAUCAUCUCUCACUGAGAAGAGCUGACUGCCGAAAUCAAGAAUCUUUAAAGAUAAACAUGUAUUUAAAAUCCCAAGGCUUGCACUUUUUAAAAUGAAUAUUAAUAGCUUUUUAUUUGUAGAUGUCUUUAUAAAUUUUUUCCAUUCAUUCAAGUUUUUCAUAAUCAUAUAAAAAUAGCAUUGCUAUAGGAUACUAUGCCAUGUUCUUAAAAUGAUUGGAGCAGUAUUUAUAUAUGAGGAUAUAUAUUUUUGGUGCACUUUGUACAGACUGAUAAACAAUCAUGCAUUGUUUGCAACAUUAACACCAAGUAUUAAAAUUUUAAUAGAGCUACUAUAUUUAUCA